Kluyveromyces lactis is the source of this 1548-nucleotide messenger RNA. RefSeq names its product Mfb1p (gene MFB1). The transcript has a single exon. Gene Ontology annotation, molecular function: protein binding. The record is from RefSeq and is a predicted model, not a curated record. NCBI's taxonomy places the organism in Eukaryota, Fungi, Ascomycota, Saccharomycetes, Saccharomycetales, Saccharomycetaceae. Bases 1 to 1548 code for a protein of 515 amino acids.
AUGGAAAUCUCUGGUAAAAUGCAUGAGGGUGACAGUCUAGUGGUAAGUCCUAAAUCAUUAGAUGAGCUACCGAUAAACGUUAUAUUCCAGAUACUAUCAGAGCUCAAAUUCUCUGAUUUAAAGAAUGUGUCAGCCACAUGCUGGACGUUAAGAAUUCUUACGAAUGAAAAAUUAAUGUACUAUAGUAUACUUCAUGACCCAAAGAAUCAAUAUUUAUGGACGAAAAGAUACUUUUUAGAUUCGCUAAGGAUGUUACAAAGGAAUAGACGAGGUUUCGAUUUUGUAUCUUUGAAUGACACAACAUUCUUUCAAUCCCUGCGAUAUCUGCAUAAUGGAGUAAGGAAGGUCUCAGGGAACCUCUUGAGACUGUUAGAAUCAAAUGAUGAUUUAGGGAUAAACGAAAUAGACACUGCAUCGGAAAGUGAAGACAAUGACAAUAUGAACAACGAUGAAAAUGAUAAUGAAAGUAAUGGAUAUGAUAGCCAGAACCAGCGAGUAGGAAAAAAAUACAUUAAUGACGGGAGAACUGAUGGUGAAAUGAUGCCCGACAACUCAGAUCUCUGGGAAACUGAAGAUGAGUCGGAUAUUGACACAACUAAUGACGUUAAUGGAUUGGACCAAAUAUACGCUGAAAAUAUAUCAGUUUUUGAGGAGGAUACUGGGAGUGAUAGUUAUAAUGAUGGUCAAAUUCAACCGGUGCAAAUAUCUAUGAAUGACUUUGCUGAUAGUGAAAGUACGCCUACUAAAAAGCCACGCACUAAGCCGACAAAGAUCGAUAAGGAAGGAUUGAAAUACUUGAGAGUUUUGGAAGGCUUUCAUAGGAUUGGUGUAAUUUCUGGGAGAGAAACACCUGAUAGGAUAAUUACACAUAAUACCUCUGCGACUCCAAAUAAAUAUGGCAACUUACUCGAUGAUGUACAAUUCACCCCACUCAGCACAAUAAGCUCUUUACUAAAAAGAAUUGACUCUGGAUCAGAUUCUAAUCAUGCCCAUUCUCCCGAUUCGUUUGGAAUUUCGCAUUCGCGGUCAGGAAGUUCCGUAUUUUCAGAUGGUGCCCCUAAGUUAGCAGAUCAGCCUUGGUCAAAGAUCUAUGAAUUGGAUCAUCAAUCGCUUUCAAGUUCUGAUUCUGAUUCUUCUUCUUCUACUGAAUUUAUACGGCAGUUGCAAUCGUCUAAAAAGGUGAAGGACAAGGCUGUACUGUUUGAACGGCUCCUGGCUAAGAGUAAAGAAAGAAGCGUUUCGUUGAAGGAGAAGAAAUCCCAUGCAUCAAGUAAUAAUGGUAAUUGCCGAAAGGUGUCAGAUGAUUACUUGGCAGAAACAAGAAGAAACGCAUCUCCAGCACCUUCAUCAGUUUCUUCGAUAGAUACUGAAAUGAGAUUAACAAUGCAAGAGGUAAAGAACAAUUCAAAUGAUCAUUUUGACUCUCAUGCCAAGACGAAGAGUUCAUCCACUCACGGAAUAAAACAUUCUAAAAUUCAUCAUAGAAAGAAACUCAAAGCUUUGGUCAUGGACGGAAAUCGGAUUUGCUACGAAAAGAUAACAGAAUAA